Penicillium concentricum is the source of this 1671-nucleotide messenger RNA. RefSeq names its product Major facilitator superfamily domain general substrate transporter. The record is from RefSeq and is a predicted model, not a curated record. Bases 1 to 1671 code for a protein of 556 amino acids. Gene Ontology annotation, molecular function: carbohydrate:proton symporter activity. NCBI's taxonomy places the organism in Eukaryota, Fungi, Ascomycota, Eurotiomycetes, Eurotiales, Aspergillaceae. Gene Ontology annotation, biological process: carbohydrate transport; transmembrane transport. The transcript is spliced from 9 exons. Gene Ontology annotation, cellular component: membrane.
AUGGCUACUAUUACAACUAGCGCGCCGAAGAGCGGCUAUGCGCUUGUCCUGGAGAAUCCCUUUCUAUGUGGUGUGGCAUCGUUCUCGACCCUAGGUGGUUUAUUAUUUGGCUAUGAUCAAGGUGUCAUUAGUGGUGUUAUCACCAUGGAGUCCUUUGGAGCUCGAUACCCUCGAGUAUUCGCAGAAAGUGGUUUCAAGGGAUGGUUCGUGUCAACACUGUUGAUUGCAGCCUGGGCUGGUUCCUUGAUCAAUGGACCUAUCGCCGAUCGAUUUGGUCGGAAGAUGUCUAUCAAUCUGGCAGUUGUGAUCUUCGUCAUUGGUUCCAUUCUCCAAUGCGCUGCUAUGAGUGUUCCAAUGCUGUUCGCUGGUCGAGCUAUUGCUGGUUUGGCUGUUGGUCAACUGACCAUGGUUGUGCCUCUGUACAUUUCUGAAGUUUCUAUUCCAGAGAUUCGUGGAGGUCUUGUGGUUCUACAGCAAUUAUCCGUUACUAUUGGAAUCUUGAUCAGCUACUGGAUCGACUAUGGAACAAACUACAUCGGUGGCACUCGAUGCGCUGCUGAUAUCCCUUACUCCGGUGGUACAAGUUCAAAGCCCAUCUUCGAUCCUUACCAUGAUGUUCCUGCUGGUGGCUGCACUGGCCAGUCCGAGGUGUCGUGGCGUCUUCCCCUCGCCCUGCAGAUCGUUCCGGCCGUUAUCCUCGGUGUUGGAAUGCUGUUCUUCCCAGACUCCCCCGAGCGUGAUGACGAUUCGCUGCACGCGCUCUCAAGACUGCGUCGCCAGGAUCGCAAUAGUCCUGCUCUCAACAACGAGUACCUCGAAAUCAAGGCUUCUAUCAUGUUGGAAAAUUCCUUUGCGAGGGACAACUUCCCUGGCCUCUCUGGGUUCAGGUUGCACGUUGCUCAGUACAUGUCCUUCCUGACCAACUGGUCCCGCUUCAGACGGUUGGCUAUUGGCUGCAUCGUGAUGUUCUUCCAACAGUUCAUGGGUUGUAAUGCUAUGAUCUACUAUGCACCUACGAUCUUCGCCCAGCUCGGUCUGGAUGGCAACACCUCCUCCCUCCUUGCUACUGGUGUCUACGGCAUCGUCAACUGCCUCAGCACCCUCCCCGCGCUCAUCUUCAUCGACAAAGUCGGUCGUCGACCUCUGCUCAUGGCUGGUGCCGCGGGAACUUGCAUCUCGCUGGUGAUUGUGGGCGGCAUCCUGGGUGGCUUUGGCUCCUCACUCGUGAGCAAUAAAACCGCCGGUUGGGCUGGUAUUGCCUUUAUCUACAUCUACGAUAUUAACUUCUCCUAUUCCUUCGCCCCUAUCGGUUGGGUUCUUCCUUCCGAAAUCUUCAACCUCUCCAUCAGAUCCAAGGCCAUUUCCAUCACAACCUCGGCAACAUGGAUGUGCAACUUCAUCAUUGGUCUUAUCACACCUGAUAUGCUCGAGUCCAUCACCUACGGCACAUACAUCUUCUUUGCUGCCUUCUGUCUUCUCGCAUUUGCAUUCACCUUCUUCUGCAUUCCCGAAACCCGUGGAAAGACACUCGAAGAUAUGGAUCUCAUUUUCGGCGACACAGCCGCCCACGAAGAAAAGAUGCGCAUCAAGCACAUCGAAGCCGAAUUGCGCGGAACACCUAUUGAAGAAGACAUCAUCAAGCCGCUCGAUUCCCACGCGGAGCAGGCAUGA